UGGAGGUUCCUGAUAUUGAUAAGUAUGUUGCAGGUGCGCGAGAGAGUGGGGUCUCCACGGCAAUCGACGCACAGUUGUCCAAAUUUUUGCUUCCCUUCGGUGUGCGCAGGCUCAUCAUCGGGGGACCUUCCCACGGGCACACAGCAAGUUGUUGCCAAGUUAUUGGUGUCCAACUCGAUUGCUGGUUCUGUGAUUGGAAAGGCCGGUGCGAACAUUGAGCAGCUGCAACGUUCAUCAGGAGCGCGUGUACAGCUCUCACGAGCCGGCGAGUUUUACCCAGGAACCUCGGACCGCGUCUUGCUGUUGUCGGGUUCUCUUCAUGCUGUGCUGACUGCCAUUUUCCUUAUCCUUGAGAAGAUAUCGCGCGAUGCAAAUGCGAGUGCGUCUUCUAAUGGAGUCAAGCGAGGCGCCAAAAAGCCGGAAGAGGCGGGUCAAGCACAGGUCAAGCUUGCGCUUUCCCGCAGGCUUUGUGGCCUCCUCAUUGGCCAUAAGGGACAGACGGUGCGCGACUUUAUCGGUGACUCGGGCUCAACCAUCCGGGUGCAGUCUCUUUCGGAGCUUACUCCCAGCGAUCCCGAGCGUACGAUCACGGUUUCGGGUGCGCGCGAUCAGGUCCUGCGGGCCGUCGCGCUCAUUUUGAACACGCUGUCCAUGCACGAGGGAUAUGCGUCGUACAUGGAGACGACGCUGCAGUUGGCUACCAACCAGGGGGUAGUGCUGCCGCCUCGUGCAGCGUCUUCCAAGAACGUGCUGUCCAACGUGCGCACGCAACUGACUCUGUACCUGUCUGAUGACGACGUCGGCGCCAUUCUGGGCAAGAAGGGCCAGAACCUCAUCGAGGUGCAGCAGAGCUCGCGCGUCACCAUCAAGAUCUCAGAUCGCUCGAAGAUGGACCCCACGACCAACGAGCGCGAGGUCACCAUCAGCGGCAACUACAGUGCCGUGAAGCUUGCAGAGGCAAUGAUCGCGGAGAAGCUCUCUGUGGCGCGCAGCCAGGCACGCUCCCGCGAUGGCGGAGCGAGUGACGACGCUUGAACAAGUUGAUGUACAGCUCUAGUGCAGCGCGCCGCGUAUGAGUAAUGUUUUUUUGAGUAAGCCAACGAACUACGUUUACCACGUCCUGGGAUUCAAGGGCGGUAGCGGACACAGGUGCAUUUAGCAUUGUAUGGACGGAAUCAUAAGGGCGAUGAGAUGGAUGAGCGACAAGGUAUGGGACAGUUGCGCCCGUAGCCAAAUUACACUAUGGUACAUUCUGAACUGGGACAUUUCAACUUCGUACGUACGACUAGUACAGUGUGGGCGUAGUUAACAGUGUGGCGGCGUUGCUUUCGGAACGUAAUUAUGUUAGGCAAUGGCCUCCGUGACUUACCUGCACAUGCACAUGUUGAAAGACUUCGUCGUACAUUUGGUGUUUUUUGUCGUGCAUGAGUUUUUUGGCAUUUUUGUGGGAAGCCCUUCAUCUUCUCGUCCACGACGGAACGUUUGUGGCUCGCGCGAUUUGGAAGUUAAGCAAAGAGUGUAAAAUAAGGACUUUC
Molecule: messenger RNA, 1535 nt
Organism: Volvox carteri f. nagariensis
Lineage: Eukaryota; Viridiplantae; Chlorophyta; Chlorophyceae; Chlamydomonadales; Volvocaceae
Gene: nvlA
Exons: 6
Coding region: 25-1035 (336 amino acids)
Biological process (GO): regulation of gene expression
Cellular component (GO): nucleus; cytoplasm
Molecular function (GO): mRNA binding
Source: RefSeq, a predicted model, not a curated record